This is a messenger RNA of Coccidioides posadasii C735 delta SOWgp, 1857 nucleotides long. The record is from RefSeq and is a predicted model, not a curated record. Lineage: Eukaryota; Fungi; Ascomycota; Eurotiomycetes; Onygenales; Onygenaceae.
AUGGCCCGUCUCGACGAUAAUUCCGCAACCUCCGACGUUGUCUAUACUGGCUUUUGGAUCGACUAUGAUGGCAGUGCUGUUGGCAAAUAUCGACUAACUUUGAAAACAAACCAGGCCCUCAUGCUCUUGGCUGCACUUACAGUUCUAGUCACCCUCUCUGCCGGUCGCAGCUGGAAACUGUGGUGUUCAGCAGUCCACUAUGUACUCCAGUAUCGCCAGGCCAAACCUUCUUCUCGCACAUCCUCUAUCCGACAACAACAGGUUGUUCUGCGAAAUUCAGAGACCGCAGGUGGUAGUCUCUUUGCUCUCUUGGGCCUUGCGAUGCAGAAGCGCGAUCCCGCCAAACGAGAAAAACUAGUUCUGAUCUCCUUAUCUCUUUUACACUGGGGUAUAUUUGUCGUUCUCGGAAUCCUGACGUCGCAGAUCGCCACUGGGAGGACUGUAAGGUCGAUAACGACGAAUCACUGCGGGAGCUGGUUGGCAAAGGCUAUUCCGCCACUGAAUGCGUCGUCGAUGGAACAACGGGAAGCGUCUGCUACGCUCAACGAGCUCGACCUGAACUCAACGUUAGAAGCCGAUGAUUAUGUCCGACGCUGCUACACCUCCAAAGUCGACGGUGCUGUCGGAUGCAACUUGUUAUUUAAACGGUUUCUCCCUCAUAAAAUCGAGAACAACAAAUGCAUAUUCUCCAAGGAUGUCUGCGCAGAGGCUGAUGGGAUUGCAGUGUCAUUCGACUCUGGGAAUAUCUCGUUCUCUGACCUUGGAUUGAACUCCGCUUUGUCAGAUCAGCUUUUCGUUCGCCGUCGGUCGAUCUGCUCACCCCUACCUGCAGAACCUUUCAUGUACACCAAUGAGCAGGCGAUCCAGUCACUGGGGCUGCUCAAGAGUGUCCUCGAUGAUCCAGAAGAGAUCCGGGCGUUUUCGCAUGUUAAAUUAGAGAAGCACACGAACUGGACCACCCAUUACCGCAACGCCCUUUCCCAGACGUACGAAGUCUACACCGAACUAGCGGGGGAUGCUAGCUUAGCAUCUCCGCUCCUGCAACCGGAGAGACCUUCCAUGCAAGUAUCAGUGAUCACGGUGAUGGGAGAGGCAGUUGUGUUCUAUGCACCCUUCUCUGACGCAUUCUUUAACUUCGAUCGUCGAAUAGACACGAUCGAUACCAGGGGGAACAAUUAUACAUAUUACAGAAUCGGACGGGCCAUAAACAGCGUCGCUUGCCAGGAAAUGGUAAUGUAUUGCAGCAAGUAUACAAACUUCUGCACGUCGUGGGAAGGUGUCUAUACGGUCAGCAAUUCGUAUCAUAUCUUGGCCGGCGAUCGCUCUUCAGACACUGUAAUUGAAACUGCGUUCGCCGCUGUUAAUCUGGCGAUGGUACAUUCGACCCUGUUCAAAUCGAUUAGCAACCGCGGAGCUUCUGCACUGCUCGCCACCCGCUUCCUCUCCAACUCAAACCAACUUCGUCUUGUCCCAGGGCAAUGGAAAGUCGAAGUGGAGCGCUGGUUCCAAGUGGCACUUGCACGGAUUCAGUUGGCAGUGCUAAGAUUCGUGAAGACUCCGGGACUGGAUAGGACGCGUGUCGACAACACCUGGGACUUGUUACCGGUGCUAAAGGGCGUGUGCUCGAUUAUUAAAUUCAACUCUGCCGACCACACCACUCUGAGCAGUCUUGGAGUUCUGAUAGUCGUGGCGUUCAGCGUGUUGCUCACCACGCUGAGUAUGUGGGACGUGAUUUUCACAUCACUAGUGUCUAAGAGAGUCCUCACUGCAUGGAAUAAGGACCAUGCCCUUGAGCUCCUUGCAGCUCUAAAUAAGGCGGACCACGCUCUAGGACGCAGGACAGACUUUGGAGCGUAA